AUGCUUUUUUAUUUGCAGCCGGGACCGAAUCCAUUUAAGGCCCCAAUCAUCCUCAACGUCUACAUAAAGUAUGAUGAACGCAAACAAGCGCUUGAUGUGCUAGUUAGGAAUCUACAAAACACUCCUCUCAAAAGAAAAGUCAGAGUGAAGACCAAAUUUUUGCUGCCAACCAACCCGCAACUAAUGGAAAAUAAGAAAUUGCUUAAGCGGUUCCGAUCCCGCGAAAGGUGUUCGGAUGGCGUAGUUAUCAUUGAUGCUCGUCACACCUCAAAGAAACGUGGACCGAAUCCGCGCUUCAAUGAGGAUUUCCAUUUUACCCCUCUUAUAGCAAAGGAUGUCAAAAUGGGAAAACUGGUUUUCGACAUAUACGAAGUGAAAAAGAAACGCAAAACCUUUCUGGGAACGAUUGAACUAUGUGGAUCAGAAAUUGAAUUAAAGUGUGACAUGGCCUACAGUCUUUACCUUCGUAAUCCGACAUACGGGUCAACUGUGGCUGCUGCUCGGGAUAGAAUCAAUUACAACGAGCUAGCUUUCUGCGCACAAUGCGUAACUGGAGCUCAUCACUUGACACCCCAUGACACAAGUGAUAGGUCUAUCAGAGAAACUGGUUCCGCGUUCCAAGUAGGUGAGCCGUCUGAUACCAAAAUGACGACCGAAAUCUACAAUGCAUAUGAUAGAUUCUCUGAGGAUCAGACAGUUGACUCCCCUUUCUGCGAAAUCGAAACUCCUCAAUUGACGGAAUCAUCAACUGUUAGUCAUGCGAAAGUGAAAUCAAAGUGA
Messenger RNA from Hydatigera taeniaeformis, 780 nucleotides. Lineage: Eukaryota; Metazoa; Platyhelminthes; Cestoda; Cyclophyllidea; Taeniidae. The record is from the annotation of a GenBank genome assembly.